AUGAUCAUCGAGGCCGAGUCUAUCGAUUUAUUAAAAUUUCCGAGUUGUGAACGUAAAAUAAUUUUAACAAAUAAACACCGAACAAAUAAUCAAAAACAAUAUGAAAUGUUAAUUGAUCUAUAUUGUUGUCCAUUUCCUUGGGUAUUUAGUUUAAGUCUUUAUUCUAUUGAUGAUAAAAUAAGAAUUAUUAACGAUAUUUGAUAUAAUCGUUUAUUCAAACUUUUAUCAUUUAUAUAGAAUAUUUUUUUCUAAUCAAGAAAUUGAUAAAGAAGGAAAUGAAGGAAAAAAAUUUGCUAUUUUAAUGCAAAAAGAAAAGAAAACCGUUUCGAAAUGUGAAAAAAAAGAAGAAUGUUUUAUUUUAUUUUCUGUCUUUGUUGACGAAAAACACGUUCUUUUUUUUCUUUUUUCAGUAUUUAAACGCGUGCUACUUUUAUGUUAAACACAUUUUAGAGAAGAAAAAAACAAGACAUUUGUCAUCAUUUUCUUUUCGUUUUUCGAGAAAAAACGCGUUUGAACAUGUGUUUUCUAUGUCAUUCUACGUAACUUUGUUACCGAAUGGAUGAUUUCUUAACAUUUUUGCCAAUAAGGUGUAGAAAUUCUUGUCGGCGCCAUCCCUGUGCUGCAAUGGCUUUGUAUGGCGUCACGCUGUCUUGCUGAAACGC
Messenger RNA from Didymodactylos carnosus, 662 nucleotides. The record is from the annotation of a GenBank genome assembly. NCBI's taxonomy places the organism in Eukaryota, Metazoa, Rotifera, Eurotatoria, Philodinida, Philodinidae.